Messenger RNA from Leptonychotes weddellii (Weddell seal), 691 nucleotides. NCBI's taxonomy places the organism in Eukaryota, Metazoa, Chordata, Mammalia, Carnivora, Phocidae. The record is from RefSeq and is a predicted model, not a curated record.
AUGCAGUUUUUAAAAGUGUGUGUCAGGGGGGUUGCCAGUAGGGAAGGAACCCAAAGCAAGGAGCCAGGUUUCUUGCUAUUUAAAGAUUUUUGUUUGAAUGAAAUUAAUGAAGCUGUACCUCAGGUGAAGUUUUAUGAAGAGAUAAAAGAAUAUGAGAAGCUUGAGAAUGAGGAAGACCGCCUUUGCAGAAGCCGGCAAAUUUAUGACACUUACAUCAUGAAGGAGCUGCUGUCUUGCUCACAUCCAUUCUCAAAGCAAGCCGUAGAGCAUGUGCAAAGUCACCUAUCCAAGAAACAAGUGACAUCAACUCUUUUCCAGCCCUACAUAGAAGAAAUUUGUGAAAGUCUUCGAGGCAACAUUUUCCAAAAGUUUAUGGAAAGUGACAAAUUCACUCGAUUCUGUCAGUGGAAAAACGUAGAAUUAAAUAUCCAUUUGACCAUGAAUGAUUUUAGCGUACACAGGAUCAUUGGACGAGGAGGAUUUGGUGAAGUGUAUGGUUGCAGGAAAGCAGACACUGGAAAAAUUGACAUCAUUCACCUUUCUGCAUAUCUCUACAAGAACUUCCCCUUGCUGAUCUCGGAGCGCUGGCAGCAGGAAGUGGCAGAAACAGUUUAUGACGCAGUGAAUGCGGACACGGAUAAAAUCGAGGCCAGAAAGAGAGCUAAAAAUAAGCAACUUGGACACGAAGAAG